Molecule: messenger RNA, 685 nt
Organism: Lingula anatina
Lineage: Eukaryota; Metazoa; Brachiopoda; Lingulata; Lingulida; Lingulidae
Product: cyclin-dependent kinase 10
Biological process (GO): regulation of mitotic cell cycle; protein phosphorylation
Cellular component (GO): nucleus
Molecular function (GO): cyclin-dependent protein serine/threonine kinase activity; ATP binding
Source: RefSeq, a predicted model, not a curated record
ACAUGGAUUCAUGUGUGGAAUCAACCGGCGACACUUCCACUUCAAGAAAUGUGAUAUCAGUUAUAUGACCACAAAUGAUAAAACGUAAUAGAAUAUGUUAUUUAAAUGUUUUUGAUACUGAUUUACUGAAAGCAGUACAAUUUAAGCUAUUGUCUAGGGGGUUCGUAUUUAGCAGAAAUGGACUACCAAACUCUUAGCACAAAUGGACUACCAAACUCAGAAACUUUAGAAAAAAGAAUGCAUUGAAGUUAUAAUACUGCACUAAAAUGGCAGAAGGGAGACAAAAGAGUGAAACCAAGACGGACGACGGGCGUGAUAGUAACAGGGAGGAGGAGACGUCAAAGGACACAAGCCCCAAGACCCCAGUCAAAGAGAGAGGCCACAUGUUGUAUUCCUUCCUUACUGGACAGUACAUGCCCAUUCCUGAGAAAGAUUGGCUUGGAAGAUGCAGAAAAGUUACAGAGUUUGAGAAGUUGAACAGAGUGGGAGAGGGAACCUAUGGAAUUGUCUAUAGAGCACGUGAUAUGAAAACAAAUGAAAUUGUAGCCCUGAAAAUGAUGAGGAUGGAAAGAGAAAAAGAUGGUAUACCAAUUAGUGGACUCCGAGAGAUCAAUAUUCUACUAAAUUUACAUCAUGAAAACAUUGUUACAUCAACAGAAGUUGUGGUGGGGAAAAGCUUGGACAG